Messenger RNA from Aureobasidium melanogenum CBS 110374, 975 nucleotides. Its product is annotated as DUF706-domain-containing protein. Gene Ontology annotation, cellular component: cytoplasm. Gene Ontology annotation, molecular function: iron ion binding; inositol oxygenase activity. Bases 1 to 975 code for a protein of 324 amino acids. Gene Ontology annotation, biological process: inositol catabolic process. The record is from RefSeq and is a predicted model, not a curated record. The transcript has a single exon. NCBI's taxonomy places the organism in Eukaryota, Fungi, Ascomycota, Dothideomycetes, Dothideales, Saccotheciaceae.
AUGGCACCCAUCGCACUUGAGCAGCCCAAUGUUGCUGAGAACUUCAACGACCACAGAGAUGGUCUUGCACUAGAGGCAACUUCUGACAACAUCGACGAAGUCAACGUCCUCAAGGCCGCUCUAAAAGUCAAGAACGGCACCGCCACCCAAGAAGAAAAGGACAUUUACGAAAAAUCACAAUUCGAUGCCGACAAGGACAAGGAGCAAUUCCGCAACUACGAGGAUGCCUGCGAUCGCGUCAAGAACUUUUACAAGGAGCAACAUGAGAAGCAGACAGUCGCUUACAACCUGCGUGCUCGCAACCGCUUCCACAGCAAGACUCGUGCCGAGAUGACCAUCUGGCAAGCUAUGGAGAGAUUGAACACAUUGAUUGAUGAAUCUGACCCUGACACAUCGCUGUCUCAAAUCGAGCACUUGCUUCAAUCUGCCGAGGCCAUCCGUCGUGAUGGCAAGCCUCGCUGGUUCCAAUUGACCGGUCUCAUCCACGACUUGGGCAAGCUUCUGUUCUUCUUCGAUGCAGAGGGCCAAUGGGAUGUUGUUGGCGAUACUUUUGUUGUCGGCUGCAAGUUCGACGAUCGCAUCAUCUACCCAGGCACCUUCGAGAACAACCCCGACAGCAAAGACCCCAUCUACAGCACCGAGCACGGCAUCUACACUCCUGGCUGUGGACUUGACAAUGUCAUGAUCAGCUGGGGUCACGACGAGUACCUAUACCACGUCGUCAAGGACCAAAGCACUCUUCCCGAUGAAGCACUCGCCAUGAUCCGCUACCACAGCUUCUACCCUUGGCACAAGGAGGGUGCUUACCGCUGGAUGAUGAACGAAAAGGACGAGAAGAUGUUGGCUGCCGUCAAAGCAUUCAACCCUUACGAUCUCUACUCCAAGUCUGAUGAUGUUCCCAAGGUCGAGGAUCUCAAGGAGUACUACAUGGAGCUCAUCGAUGAAUACUUCCCUCAGAAGGUCAUCAGAUGGUAG